GCAGCGGCGGCGGCGGCGGCGGCGGCGGCGGCGCCCCUCUCUCUCUUUCUCUCUCUCUGCCGGCGUCUGUGCUUUGUCUCUCUCGCUCCUUCGUGCAGUACGCACUCUCAGCGGCGCAUACAUACAGCCCCGCGCUACGCGAGAAAGAGAGAAAGAGCAGCGGAGUCGCGACCGACCGCAGUGCGCUCGCAGUACCACGUGCGCUCGGACGCGUUUUUUUCCUGCACUGACGCACCUACACUCGAGAUAGAGACUGAGAGAAGAGCAGCUGGCUGCACAUCUCGCCGCAAGAGUGAAAAACAGAGGAAUCGCAUCGCCGAGAGUUGUAGUGAGUGAGAAGUCGGCGCGAAAAUUUAAAAGGACACGCCCAAAGCGGAGUAUAUACAGUAUAGUGUUGCCUGCUACUACUGCUGCCGGCAGUUCACAAAACGCCGCGGCGCUGUAGAGGAAGAAAACAGCAGCAGUCGGAGCGCAUCGUUCGCAGCAGCAGUGCGCGAGUGUACACAGUCUCGCUCAUCGAUCGGCCCCAGCCUGCUACUACUGGCCCUAUUAUUUUUCCGCCCUUCUCGCCCUCCCCCCCCCGGCCCUGGUGCAUAUACCUACACACAACGUACACACACACACACACACAGUGCAGUGCUCGGAGUAUAGAGAAUAUACAAAACACAUCCAGCCGAGUAUUCCACACAACUCGCGGAGAGCGAGACUCGCUCGUCCUAUACACAUACACGCAGGCGCAGUGUGCUCCGGUGCGCGGUUUCGUGAUCGUGAGAGGGAGUAAUUCGAUUUUUGCAAGUGUGCCAGUGAACGACAUUCGCCGCAGCGAGGAAACUAGGCUGCAGAGUCGUGUGUUCAGCGAGAGGAAGCUUCGUUAACCGAGUGAAAGGAGUAAAGGGCGCGAUGCGUUAAUUCGUUCGAAUCCUCCAAACGACGACGAACACACAGCAUCAGGUUCAAGCGCCUCUCUCGAGACAGGUCCAGCAAGAGAGUCAAGAAGACGUUCCAACGAGAGAAGAAGAAGAAGAGAAGAGGGAGGGAAAGAGACAGCUAGAGAGAGAGAGAGAGAGAGAGGGAGCGAAAAGCCGAAGAAUGGAGUUUUACGACGUGGGAACCAGCGCCCUUGGGGAGCUCUGGGAUUCCUACCUCGUUGAAUCGAGCCUGAGCCAUGACGCCCUCAUGGGUAAGGACGACGACUGGAGCUGCAGCAUCGGCUCGGCCAGUCUUCGGGACUGCAAGCAGACGUCCUUCGGCGUGGUGCUGCGGGACCGGCUCAUGACCGAUGCCGCCCUCGGUGGACCCAAGCCCAUCAAGUCCGAGCAUAGCUACAGCAUGUUGGCCUGCAGUCCUCCGCCCACCAUCACCACGACCGCCUCCAGUGGAACCGGGGUCAGCAGACUUCAGCAGCAGAGUCAUCAAGCCGUCGACCACCAUGUGUCCGGGGUCUUCGCGGGGGCUAUCGUCUGCACGAGCGAACCCAGCAGACUGGAUGUGACGGAUAUGGAAGAAGAAUGCUACCCGGCCAUCUCCAUGAACACAGCGUCCGGCAGGGAUUCCUCGAGAUCAUCGCCCGUCUCGUUCGUCACUGCCUCCGACAGCGUCGAGCUGACGAGGCCGGACGUCUGCAUCGACGAGGACGAAGCCGAGAGCUGCACUAAAAUCAAGGGCGAACCUCUCAGUGCUCCCUGCAGUCCCUGCGCUUCGAAUCCGACGAUUCUCAUCGAGGACAACAAGAGCACCAUGGCCAUCUCGCCGCACAGCCUACACCUGACCGGCUUCGCCUCGCAGACCAGCGACAGCGAGGACGAGGAUGAGGAGAUGCAACAGGAAUUCAAAGUCGAGACCUUCGAGGUGCCCAUCGAGGACGACGUGAUCGACCAGACCUCGAGCCAGGAACUCCCACCCACGCCUCCGAGCAGUGCGAGCUCCGACAGCGAGGGCACGGUCUCUGCCUCUUGUUCACCCGAACGCAGGGAUUCCCACGGCUCCGUCCACGUUCAGAGCCUCCGAGGCUUCCUACAGCCCAGGCUAUACGUCACGACGAACGGCACCAUCAGCCAACACGCCGCCAGCACGCGUCAACCCAUUCACACGCCCCUCAUCUCUUGUCAACCGAAGGGCUCUACGGGUGUGCUUGUACUCACCGAGGAGGAGAAGAGGACAUUGAUCGCCGAAGGCUACCCAGUGCCGACGAAGCUGCCUCUCACCAAGCAGGAGGAGAAAUCGCUGAAGAAAGUGCGCAGGAAAAUCAAGAACAAGAUCUCCGCGCAAGAGUCGCGCAGGAAGAAGAAGGAGUACAUGGACGGCCUGGAGAGGCGAGUGACGCUGCUGACGAACGAGAACUCGACCUACAGGGAAAAGGUCUCCACGCUGGAAACCACCAAUCGCCAGCUGCUCAAGGAGCUGCAGCGUCUCCAGGCGAUAAUCCAACGAAACAAGUCUUCCUAAACGUAUUCCUCCGCGUCGAAUCUGCCUCGCAGGAGCUCGGUAGACUAAAAUAUUUAAAAAAUGAAAGAAAGAAAGGAAAGAAAACCGUUGUCCCGCGGAGCUGACGCUAUAGAGAAAGUUUCAUAGGAAGUCAAUGCUUCUCGACUGAGCGAGUUAUAUUAUAACACUACAACCACGAUAAAGCUAUGAACAUUUUGUCCAGAAAUGUCACGGUUAGCAUUUAAUGAUUAACUUUAUUAUAUAUAGAGAGAUAUAUGUAGCAUAUAGGGAGACAGAGCGGCAUGGUGCCUUUGUUAGAAAAUAUUGAUAGCAACUCGAGCUUGCACUCAGAUAUUUUUCAGAGUAUACGGACUUGUGGCCUUUACGCCAAUUACGUCUUUGUUGUAUAAUGCAGUCACGGGCUUCUCUUUCUGUCUGUGUGUGUGUCUUUUCUUGCGUCCGGAGCCCCAAAGAGAAAGAAAGUUUAGGGACCUAAAAUAUUUUAUCUAAAAGUUUACAUUACCAUUUACAGAGUUAUUCUAGGAUAGCGUGCUAAACGACUGUACACGAGUUGAUCGUGCUAAUCAAAUUUUGUUGUUCGUGUGCGGAAACCUGGGGCUGGUUUAUAUAAGUUUUAUACCCUCGCGCGUUCUGCACGCAUUAUAUUUGAAGGAACGUUUUCAGCUCUACAGAUCAUGUAUAUAUAGAAAGGUUUUUUUCUUUGCGAGGCAACGAAAAUGAAAUUUUCUCGAGUCAUGUCUUACUUUAACGCGAUACAUAUUGCUCUUGUGGUCAUAAUGUCUUCAUUAUUGACUGUUGCCAAAUCAUCGGGAGACGUGCAAGUGAGUUGCGAGUUAUCAUACAAAUCAACUUUGUUUCAUCAGCAUCAUUAUUAUUAUCAUCAUUUUACCCCUUAUUUUUACUCUUUUAAAGAAAAAAUUAUAUUAUAAUUUACACGUGUGAUUGAGCGAACGCUUUGGACUUUUUUUUUAUCUGACAUGGAUAAGUAUAUGAUGAGGAGAGGAUUUUGAGCACAGGCACAUUUUACGAAACACUACUCUAGAUGUUUUUAAAGAAUAAUUAAAAUCUGUCAAUGCCUGCCGAAUUAAUGGCUUAAAAAGAUCUCGUUGUAAUGCAAAUCAUAGAUAUAUUAUAUAUAGAAUUAUAUGAAAAAAUAUUUGAUAUUUUUUGCAGAUUUAUGUAUACGUCUUUUUCUACACUACGAAAGAAAAAAUUAUGAUUUUUCAAUCAAUCCAUAUGUAAUACUGCACUCGUUAAACUGAUAAUUUUUAAUAGCGUGUGCUUUGUUUCGAAUGGCGCUCUUCUGCGUCCAAAUAGUACGAUACAAAUUACUUAUCGAAGACUUAUUUUGUCGAUUGUUUCUUUUUUUUUAUUUGAGAGAAAAAGACGAGAUAUGAAAAAGAAAAAUAUACACGAAAAUCAUAUAUUCUAUAACGAGUUUUUAUAAAAUUAUAUUUGCGCCGUAUUUUAAAGAUAUAUUUCACUUUAUAUACAUGUUAUAACAUAUGGCACUUGUAUAUUUUAUAUACGAGAAAGUAUGUAGAGAAUAUAUACGCAAUGAGUAUAGGAGAGAUAUACGAGUGGCUAUCAUCAAUUUUUGCGACAGAUCUACAAUCGUGUUGUUUCGUGUUACUUGUUGUAUAAAAGAAAACUAUUGCAUUACAGACAUUUCUUUUUCGCGGUGCCGCCUGCGCGUCCUGCAAGCGUCACCGCGCUCAGAUAUAUGCGCGUCUAAAUGUUAAUAAUAUUUUAUUUAUGAUAAAAUAUAUGAGAGUGAGAGAUAAACCGAGAGAAAGUAUAUUAUUAUUAUUAUUAUUAUUAUUAUUAUUAUUAUAUAGGCGAGAGAGGGUGAUAUAUCUAUAUGGAAAUCGUGUAUAUUAUGCGACGAACUUGUGGAAUGAAGAAAACAGGGGAAAAAAACAUAACUAUAUGGAAGACAAACAUGAAUCUACAUGCUAUAUAUACACGAAGAGCGUUUUGUAAGUUAAAGAACGAUAUUUUUCUGCGCUGUAUAUGUGAAUGCGAAUAAAGCGAUAUGUCACGUUAUACAUUCUACUAUUUUUCGCAUACAUAUACCUCACACUGGAUAGAUCGACUGGGUGUUGUCAGACAAUAAUAUAAGAAAAAGAUAAAUAAAAUAAAAAAUAAAACUAGUGCGACCCAAGAAAAAAAAA
Molecule: messenger RNA, 4619 nt
Organism: Nasonia vitripennis (jewel wasp)
Lineage: Eukaryota; Metazoa; Arthropoda; Insecta; Hymenoptera; Pteromalidae
Gene: CrebA
Product: cyclic AMP response element-binding protein A
Exons: 7
Coding region: 1090-2445 (451 amino acids)
Biological process (GO): regulation of transcription by RNA polymerase II
Molecular function (GO): DNA-binding transcription factor activity, RNA polymerase II-specific; cAMP response element binding
Source: RefSeq, a predicted model, not a curated record